UUUCGUAAGUAAGAGGAUCAACUUCCGAUCACCGAUGGGUGGCGAUGCAGCAGAAAAAGUCGAUGACGCAAGCCAAAUUGGAGCGGCGAAUCUGCAGCUGACAAUGACCAUCGAUUAAUGGCCGUGAUUGUGCUCCACAAAUGGCUCAGUCGGAUCGCGGCGACACCAAAAGGUGCUUGCCCCCAACGGUGGCAAGUUGCUGUUGGCUUGUUGCUUGUUACUAGUUGCUAGUUGCUUGUUGCUGGUUGAUAGUUGCCAGCUGCAUGCUGCAUGUUGCUGGUGGCCAGUUUGCAGUGCAAGAUGCAAGGCGGAAUGCCAAGCGCUGGCUAUAAAACGACGCAAGGCUGGCGAACCAAUUUCACUCUCACUUUGUUGGCCAACACGCAAGCUAGCGAUUUGGGCCGCCGCAGUAAAAAUCGCGAGCGUUUUCCGCGCGUUUACUUAACCACAGCAAGAGCAAACGUCUGCAUUGAACAAAUAGCCGUGAAAAGUGUUUAUAAAUUUGUUUGUUUUAGUUUUUUUCUUUUUUGUUUUGGUUUGCCGCUUUUGUUGGCCCGCCACACGAAUCGAAUUUUAAUUGAGUGACAGAAGGAAACCAAAUUAAAACGACAACAAAAAAUAAGUGAACACACAAAAUAAAUUAUAUAUAUUUGCCCAUAUAUAUAUAUGGUAUAUGUUGGUUUGAAUAAAUAAAGCAGCAGCCAUGGGAAUAAUGCCGCUCAUACGGGUACUGGCCACCAUCGCCAUCGCCAUCUGUUGCCUCCUGGCCACUUCCUGUGGCGCCGAGAACAUCGAGGCCAUUUCCACCAAGGCCGCGGACAAGGUCGAGGCCACCACCACCACCAAGCUGACCCCCACCGUCGCGGAGGACUCCAAGAGCAAGACCGAGAAGCGCGACUCAUCGGAUCAGACAGGUGGUCCCUACUUGAGCCUAUCGAGCAAAGAGCCCCCCUUCCGGCCGUAUUACCCACCCGGCAGCCACUUUGAGGCGGAGACGCCCACGCCCAUUUUCGGACCCACCACGCUGCGCUACACGGUGGCGGAGGCGGCACCACCGCCGGCAACACAGCCACAGGCGUUCUACGGACAGAGGGCGCCACCGCAGCACCACCGCUUCAGCUUUGCAGUGCCGCCGCAAGUGGAAUCCUAUCAGCGACAAGUCGCGUAUAAGCCAGCUGCCCCCUCGCCGCAGCCGCAGCUGCAGCCACAUCAGCAUCCGCAUCAGCAUCCGCAUCAGCAGUCGAUUUUCAAUUACGGCGAACUUGAGCCGGAGGCGGGGGCAGCCACACCACUGGCGGCCACCCAGCAGGCGAAGUACCUGCAGCAGCCGCAGCCGCAGCAAAAGUUGCAGCAACGCAUCCAGUACAUAAUUGCCAUACCUCUGUCGUACAUGCGCCAGUUGCAGCAGCAGCAGCAGUUGCAACAGCAGCAGCAGCAGCAACAUCAGUUGAUCCUGGGUCCACCGCCCACCAGUAGUAGUAGCAGCACCAGCACCACCAGCACUGCACCACCCUCAGCACCCUCGUCGCCCUUGGCCAACGGCAGGCAUUCGGUGGUGCAGCUGCUGGGUCCGCUGGCCCGCGACCAUCAGGGCCAGUACAAGCCCUAUUACCAGUCGGAUGCCGCCAGUGCACCACUCGCUGGACCCGGCGCACCACUGAUCCACCAGCCGUACCUACAAAUCCCCACCAGUCUGCUGAUGGCCGCCGCCCAGCAGCUGCAGCAGCACCACCACCAGCAGCAGCAGCAGCAGCAGCAACAACAGCAGCCUGUUUACGCCAAAGUGGCUGCACCACCUGCACCACCCACCUACCAGCCCGCCCAGCUGAUCUACCAGCCGCAGCCACAGGUGCACCACCACCAGCCGCAGUUCCAACUGCAACGAAUCUUCCUGCAACAUCCGCAGUCCCAGCAAUCCACCAUCUACGCCGAGCAGCCAGCUCCACUUUAUGCAUAUCCGCUGCAGCAGCAACACCACCAGCAACACCAGCACUACCACCAGAAGCCGCAGCAGCAACAGCAACAGCCCCUGAAACAGGCGCAUCAGUCGCAGCAGCAACACAAAUACACGCCUGCAGCACCGACAUCUCCGACAGCAUUGACAACAUCAACAACGAGCACCACAGCAGCAGCAGCAGCAGCAGCAACAGCAACAGCAGCAGCAUCAACAGGAACACCACAGGCUGCAGCAGCAGCAGCAACAUCUACACGACAGCAACACUUGCCCCUGGUGCACUACAAUCCCAUUUACGUGCAGGCGCCCGCCGAGCAGCAGCAUCCGCAGCAACAGCAUCAAUUUGCCAUAUUGCCACGUUUUAGCAAUAAUAACCCCAAGGCCGUUUACAGCCUGGCCCACGAAUCAGCGGGUCCAGGCCCAGGAUUGGUGGUGGGAUCGGGAGCAGGAGCAGCUCCCAUUCACGUGGUCAGAUUGUCGGCGGCAAAUGGGCCGCCGAUCCAUCACUACCACCACUACCAGCCGUUGCUGCAGCCGCUCUAUGGCCAUGCCGCGCAGCAGUAUGUGUCGCCGUAUGCGGCCGUCGACGAAGUGCAAAGUCCCAAGUUGCAGCUACCCGUUUCCGUUUCCGGUGCAGGUUCAGGUUCCGGUGGCAGCUCCGGGUCCAGCUCCCUAUUGGCCGGACCCACGCCAUCGCCCCACAUGACCGCGGCCUCGCCGGCCAUUAUUCCGUACUUCAGUCAUCCGGGCGCCGUGCAUUAUGGCACGCAUUUGUACCAACCUGGCGCAGCAACAGCACUGGGUGCAACAGCAUCAGCAUCAGCAGCAUCAGCAUCCGCAGCAGGGCCCAGAUCCACAGCAGGAGCAAAGCAACAGUCGACCGCAACAAGUGGGGGACAGCUGCCAGGUGACGGCAGCAAUAUUGUGAAAUAUCCCUAAGGCGAUCAAAGCAACAAUGACAGCGGCAGCAGCAGCAGGAGCAACAUCACCCAGGGCGAUGAUGGAGCUGAGCUCUAAGCUCGGUUUCAGGACACAGGAGCAGUCAGGAGCAGCCAGGAGCAGCCAGGACCUCCCACUCCGCCGGCGCCUGUGUUCGGAUUUCCCAUUUGCUGCUGCUCCUGUAUUCGGUACGCUAAUUACGUAUUUUACUCGAUUUCGAAGCCCAGCAGCUCCUUGUUGUUAUGCAAAUGCGGUGGUGCCUUUCAACGUUUGCUUUUCCAACUUUUAAUGAGUUCGCCCGUACUCGACGGCGCUCGUUCGGUUUUUGUGUAAAUAUUUAAGAAAUUUUCCAAUAGACUCGCCAAAUAAAUAUUUGCCUAAGCCUACAUAUACGUACGUCUGCACUGUUUUAGCCUAAGAACUCGUUAUGUGUAUUUUAAUAUUAACAAUUAUGCUCACAAAUAUACUCAUCUUAUAAACUGAAA
Molecule: messenger RNA, 3378 nt
Organism: Drosophila yakuba
Lineage: Eukaryota; Metazoa; Arthropoda; Insecta; Diptera; Drosophilidae
Product: chromatin modification-related protein eaf-1
Exons: 5
Coding region: 704-2893 (729 amino acids)
Source: RefSeq, a predicted model, not a curated record